AUGCUUAUAAUGGGAGAUAUUAAUAGAGUGAAGAUAUAUACACUUUCUGAACUGGAAAAGAAGGAGAAAUUAGAGCUUGUUUUGGCAAAUGAAUUUGACAUAUUUGCUAUGACAGGAUUAGAUGCCAAAGAUAAACCAUUUUAUAAAUCAUGCAUAAAAGAAGUCAUGAAGAAGAACCCAAGUGCGUACAACCACAAGUGCAACUGUCCAAUCCAGAAAUUUAAACAAGUCAGAUAUAUUGCAGCAAAAGAUGUCAUAGCCUACAGAAGUGGAAAGUGCAACUUAGAUUCAGCACAAAUUGGAUACAUUAUGCCCAGGAAUUCUGCCUUUGGGAGUGACUUCAGAGACCUUCUUCUACUAGCCAGACAAAUUCUCAUUUCCAGGAAGGAAUCAAUUUCCAUGCCAUUUGAGUUCUUUACAACCUGGAUUGGCUUGAAUAUUGGAAUUGUCAUUCUUUUGUACAUUGAAAGGUACCUUAUAUAA
Messenger RNA from Nematocida ausubeli, 483 nucleotides. RefSeq lists its product as uncharacterized. NCBI's taxonomy places the organism in Eukaryota, Fungi, Microsporidia. Bases 1 to 483 code for a protein of 160 amino acids. The record is from RefSeq and is a predicted model, not a curated record. The transcript has a single exon.